Messenger RNA from Cyphellophora europaea CBS 101466, 2085 nucleotides. RefSeq lists its product as uncharacterized. The record is from RefSeq and is a predicted model, not a curated record. NCBI's taxonomy places the organism in Eukaryota, Fungi, Ascomycota, Eurotiomycetes, Chaetothyriales, Cyphellophoraceae. The transcript has a single exon. Bases 1 to 2085 code for a protein of 694 amino acids.
AUGGCCUAUACAACAGCGUACCAGUACCAGGGCUCCCAAACCUAUGUACUCAGAUGCUUUUCGUGGAGAUCGAUUCUUGGUAUCGUUGGUCCCUUGGCCCUCUUCUGCUUUUACGCAUUCAUAUGCUUUUACUUUCUAAAUCGCAAGCCUGAGAACGACAUAUUGCCUGCGAGCUCAAUUGAUGCAGACGUACCCUUCUACCUUUACUUUAUCGUCUCAAUCUUCACGUUGGAAUGGGCCCGAACGGCGCUAUCGAACUUUCAAGCCGCAGCAUUAAUGCGUCCUAGUUACGGCCCAACUAACGCUAUGGGUUUGAUGUGGCAUGCCGACGACAACUGGGCUAAUCCGCUCUGGUGGCUAAGAGCCUUGCGAAACUUAGUAUACACCCGGCUCAGUCGGCCGGGUGUGAGAGGUAUGGGCAGCAACCGCAACUAUCGAACGACCCCGGGGCUGCUCUGGGUGUUCCUCAGCUUCACCUCGAUGCUCAUAUUCGUGGCAAUUCCACUCAGUGGACUCACACUUGAAUUUACUCCGGCUCUCAAGACAGGACGCAGGCAAGCGACUAUACUUGGACCGACGGCAAAGACCGUGAAUAUGAAGGCUCGCAACUCACUGCCCUCCAUUAUCGAGGGCAGCUGGAAAACAGGCGACCUUGCAACUCCUCCUGAUUCUUCUUACUUCUUCGCUCCAGAUGGCAGCCACAAUGUGUCGCUGACCUAUCUUGAAGACAUGAGCAUCCUCAAUCCGAAUGAGGGCUUCACCACCUUUCUCGGCCCCGCAAUUAAAGACCUGGUAUCAGGAACCACGUUCGGAUUGGAGGCCUCGCUUCGAUGCCAGCACGUUGAUGAAAGAGCCUUACGAUUGACUGACUCUCACGAGUGGGACCUGUAUAACCUCACGUAUACCCUCGACGGCUCCGUUUCCUCAACCGUGGGCAGCGGUGCAGAAGUUGAACGCUAUGGGAUCGUCUUUUUAAAUGAAACGAGAAGUGCAGAUCUUCAAAGUCCUUACUCCCUCAUGAUUGCGGCUGAUGGAACAUGGUACGGCAAUUCGCCAUAUGUCGAUCCGGACAAUAUCGAUCGCCAACUCUACAGCUAUGCAGUCGACAAUGGCACAUCGGAUGGAACUCCAUCGGGUCUGCUGGAGAUGUAUCUUUGGCAGGCUGGCGACAAAUCUAACGAUACCGUCUGGAAGACACUUCAAGCCGAUCCAUCACCGCUCCUAGCCAAGGCCACUCUCCCAUCGCAAUCUCAAGUGGAUGAGGACAUGGGCUUGGUCGGAUACGCCAUACAAUGUCAUGUGCGAAGCAGGGUCGGGCAUGCACGUCUGGACCCCAUGAAGCGCACUUACAGCGACUUCAAGAUAACGAAUACAACAGGCAAUGGAGGCGACAACGACGUCUACGGCUUACAAAUGCUAUCGAUCAUGGCACUUAGUGACUGGGACGGCGUCAAUUACCGACCUCGUCAAGUCUCGCUCGCCGGGUUUGAGUCUCGCUGGGUGUCUCUGCAUCAGGGUCUUGGUCAGCCGGCCUCAGAGAUAUGCAUCAGCGAAUGCGAUAAUCCAGCCGACGAAAACUACGGUACAGGAGUCCGCUAUUUGGCCCUCACGCCCACCGAUGCUACACGCGCGCUGUACAGACUCUUGGGCCAGAGCAUGAUUGCCAUCAUGAGUGCAGGGUCGCAGGAUCCCUGGAAGGAUGACCUGUUCCUCCUUGACUCGGCUCGCUGGCUGAAACCGGGACCCAUGCCCUGGAAGCCGGUGCUUGCCAUACUCGCCCUCUGGACCGCCAUCACCAUCAGUCUGUCAAUCUGGACUCUGACAACCAAGCGAUGGGCUCCCACCAUGAGCGGCUUCGAACUGUUUCGCUUCGGAGGCCAAUUCGCCGACGAGAUCAAUGGCUUCGACUCCGGGCGGUUUGAGGCCUGUGACGAGCUACGCAAGAUUCCCGGCCUCGUGGGCGUUCUCCCAGGCUUGGCUGCGGACGGGGAGGCGGGCUUCAUUGGCUUGAGCGAGAGCCCCGCGCAUCGGGAUGGGAGGUACGUGUAUGACCGGCGAAGGGCAGCGAGGUAUCGGAGGCUGUAG